Messenger RNA from Acanthoscelides obtectus, 231 nucleotides. NCBI's taxonomy places the organism in Eukaryota, Metazoa, Arthropoda, Insecta, Coleoptera, Chrysomelidae. The record is from the annotation of a GenBank genome assembly.
CUUUCAUGGCCAACAUGGGUCCUGAAAUUGGUUCAUGCCUAUUUCUUUCCUGAAGAAACCACAUGUACAAAGCUGCUUCCACUUCUGGAUGUUCAGCUUUCUUGAGUGUCUGUCUCUUGCCUGGCCCGCAGUCAGUAGUUGACACGAACUUCUUGAUCUUCUGAUCGACCUACGUAUUCACUUGCUAAACUACUGAAAGUUUCAUUACGAUUUAAAUGGUCUAAAAUAUCA